GGAGGUUUGACUUGAGUGGGUUGAACUGACAAAAAGGUUCGCUUUUACUUAGUCGAUCUUGCGCACCGUGCUCAGUCCAUGGGAUCACUGUGGGGAAACAACUCAGCCACUGGGAAAUACACUAAAAGGUUUCUUACUUAACAAAUUGUGCCAGUAUAAAAGGUUGACACUUGUAAAGAAUAUUCGCAUUGAUGACGACUACUAUUAAGGAGUUUCAUGAUUGGGGCCAAGGACAUUCUCAGAAUAUCAUGUGGCAUUGAGGAUUAUUUGAUUUGAGCGUCUGCAAUGACAACCCAUCAAGCGUUUAGGAUUACCAUUGCCAGCUGUGCCUUGACUCACCAGCGCAACUCAAUGGUCUAAAAUCUUGAACUAAAGAAUUUGGGGGAUUUCAUUAAAAACAGAACCAUGGGUGACUCCAUGUAUUCUGACUUGAUAGCCAGACACUACAACUUCACAGGGAAGCUCCGGAAAGUGGAGCAGGAUUCCAGGCUCAAAGCGGACUCUGUGGUUUUCAUCAUUGUAUGUUGCUUCAUUAUUCUUGAGAAUGUCUUGGUCCUGCUUACUAUUUGGAGGACCAAGAAGUUCCACAAGCCCAUGUACUACUUUAUUGGGAACUUAGCUCUAUCAGACUUGCUGGCUGGGGUGGUGUACACUGCCAACAUCCUGCUGUCAGGUGCCAACACAUACAAACUGACCCCCACACAGUGGUUCUUCCGGGAGGGUAGUAUGUUUGUGGCCCUGGCAGCCUCAGUCUUCAGCCUGUUGGCCAUCGCCAUCGAGCGCCACCUCACCAUGCUGAAGAUGAAGUUGCACAACAAUGGCAACACGUGCCGUGUCUUCAUGCUCAUCAGCACCGUGUGGCUGAUUGCAGCCAUCUUGGGCGGCCUGCCCAUCAUGGGCUGGAACUGCAUCCAGAGCAUGCCCAGCUGCUCCACCGUACUGCCACUCUACCACAAGACCUACAUCCUGUUCUGCACCACCGUCUUCAGCGUCAUCCUCAUGGCCAUCGUGGUGCUGUACGCGCGCAUCUACGCCCUGGUGCGCACCCGCAGCCGCAAGAUGGUGUUCCGCAAGGUCUCCAACGGCCGCGGUGGGGGUAGCGCUAGCAGCAAGAGCUCAGAGAAGUCCAUGGCCCUGCUGAAGACCGUGAUCAUCGUGCUGAGCUGUUUCAUCGCCUGCUGGGCUCCACUCUUCAUCCUUCUGUUGCUGGACGUGGCCUGCGACAUCCGCAUGUGCCCCAUCCUGUACAAGGCCGAGUGGUUCCUGGCCUUGGCCGUGCUUAACUCGGCCAUGAAUCCCCUCAUCUACACACUCACCAGCAACGAGAUGCGUCGCGCCUUCCUCAAAACGCUCCUGUGCUGCAGCAUCUGCACCCGGCCCUCCGGCAAGUUCUCCCAGCCCAUUAUUGGUGCAGAGUUCAGCCGGAGCAAGUCGGACAACUCGUCCCACCCCAAUAAGGAUGAGCCGGAGUACUUGCCAAGGGAGGCCAUCGUAUCCUCUGGGAAUAUCACCUCCUCUUCUUAAAGAACCUUCUGGACUGUUGUGUGAAAAGUAGCUCCACUGCUUAGGAAAAGUGGAUGUAUAUAUGUUUUUGUGCAGUGUGCAAGUGUGUGUACAUUAUGUAUAUAAAUGUGUAUACGUUGUGUGUGUGUGGUUUUGUUGCCCUGUGGAUGUGUGUAUGUACAGUAUGUCAGUUUGUACAGUAAGUUGCCUCUUCAGAUUCCAUUUGUUUUAUCACUUCUCAAAGUGUCUGUCCAUGUCAGAGAGUAGAGAUGUAGAGUUGUUUGGUUUGUUUUCUUCUCCUCUUAAAAGACAAUGUCAUAGGGAAGCACAUACAGUAUAGCAGCUAAACUAUAAACCUGAUUUACAGUAUAGCACCUAAAUUGUAAACCUGAUUUACAGUGUAGCACCUAAACCUAAUUUACAGUAUAGUACCUAAAUUGUAAACCUGAUUUACAGUAUAGCACCUAAAUUGUAAACCUGGUUUACAGUAUUAUGAGAAGACGUUUUUGUCGAAGGUAUUUGUUGUAUUUAGUACAGCACUUGUUGUAAAAGUGCUAAAUAAGAACCAUCAACCCAUUAUAGGCGUUUACUGAUUCUCUAUAAUGGGUGUUGAUGGAAGAGUAAAAAUUGUUUGUAGUGCUUAUUGUUCUUAUUGAAAUAUUUAAGAAAUACAAUGAAUGAAGUGCUUGUGUAUCUUCGACUUAACUCUGAAGGCUAGUACAAUGUCAAUUCUACCCCCUGAUUGAAAAUGUAUUUUGUACUUGUAAUUUGUUUUAUUUCACUCUUAUUGGAUAAAGUUAUCUUUGUAGCAAAGCAAUGUAGUUGCAAUAAUAAUUUAUAUUCAAAACAGUGAAAAAGGCGUUUGGUUUGUGUGACAAAUCUUUUUUAUCCAGUUAUGAUUUUAUUGUCCUUUCUGUUUCGCUUUGAGAUGAAUAUACUGUAGCUCCAGCCAUUCAACAUAUUUGUCUGUCCCUCAGUUACCACUCUCAAAAAAACCUUUCAACUCUCUUGUGAAAACCAGCAUGCCCCAGUAGUAGGGAAGGUCAUGAGGUUGAAAACAAAAAAAGAUUGAAGUCAAAGGAUAACCAAUAGCACUGGUCCAUUCCUGAAAGUACCGACCCCAAUAAUUACUUACAUUUUCAUAAUGGAACAAGUUAAUGACAAUGGGCACACAUCACCAAUAUCUCACUGGAAUCCUCCCAUAUAGAUUUGUUGUUGAGAGUACCGUUAAACACCCAUGGACAAGUACAAUAACGCUUUUCAAGGGUCACGUAAUCACAGUUUGCCAAAUCCCAUGUGGACCUAAGUCAUAUUUUGCACGUGUUUUGGUUAGCUCUUAAUAAAUAUUGGAAAUAAAAAAUUGUAUUGUU
Messenger RNA from Salmo salar (Atlantic salmon), 2873 nucleotides. It is a transcript of the gene s1pr1, whose product is annotated as sphingosine-1-phosphate receptor 1. Gene Ontology annotation, biological process: G protein-coupled receptor signaling pathway. Lineage: Eukaryota; Metazoa; Chordata; Actinopteri; Salmoniformes; Salmonidae. The record is from RefSeq and is a predicted model, not a curated record. Gene Ontology annotation, molecular function: sphingosine-1-phosphate receptor activity. Gene Ontology annotation, cellular component: membrane.